UACAGGCUGAUUAGUGGAUGAUUAGACCCAGGUGUGCAGGGCUGCUUUGAUGAGGCUGAUUGUCUGAAUAUAAAGUAAGACAUGUUCACUACUCAGAGUAUUGUGCUGCUUAGUGGGUCAGACAGGAAGACAGUUUGCAGUCUGAACCAGUUUGCUGUUCUUCAGUGCUAUGAAGACCUCGUGUUUUUUGGUUCUUCUCCUGGUUGGACUGUGUUUCAGGUCAUAUUCUGCUUUUCCUCCCAAAGGUUACUCUCGGCAUGCUUCAAUUCAAAGUCCUCAGAUCACAGGGAGCUCCCAACACACUCUGCAAGCAAAGGAUCCAUCUGAGGAACAAGAGCAGGUGAAUACUGUCCGAGUGACCUGCCAUCCACACUCAUUGGAGAUUAUUAUCCAAGCUGACAUGUUUGAAGUUGGAGCUCCUGUCAAUGGUGAUGAAUUACGCCUUGGACUGGAGCACAAUGACCACUGUAGAGCUACAAUAUUUUCAGGAGAUGAGUACAGAAUCCUUGUUAAACUCGUGGACUGCGGCACCAAACAAAAGAUGACUGAAGACGCACUGGUCUACACAAACCUGCUCGUAUACUCUCCCGUGGCCUCUCCAGAUGGGGUGGUUCGAAUGGAUGAGGCUGUAAUUCCCAUUGAAUGUCAUUACGAAAGGAAGUACAGUAUGUCCAGUUCUUCCCUCAUGCCCACCUGGAUCUCCUUCAUGUCUAAACAAGCUGCAGAGGAAACUUUGGAGUUUGACUUGAGCAUUAUGACAAAUGACUGGCUUCAACGAAGAGGCUCUAAUGUGUUUUACCUCGGCGAGCCCAUCGGCAUCGAAGCCUCAGUCCGAGUUGGACAUCACACGGGGCUCCGAGUGUUUGUGAGCAGCUGUGUGGCGACACUUUCCCCAGAUGUAUCCUCUGAGCCGAGAUACGUCUUUGUUGAAAAUGGGUGCCUGGUUGAUUCUGAGCUUCCAGGUUCUAGGUCUAGCUUCUUAUCCAGGACACAGUAUGACAAGCUCCACUUGACCAUUGAUGCCUUUAAAUUUCAUAAUGAGGACAGAAGAAGUGAGCUCUACAUCACAUGUCACCUGAAUGCUGUACCAGUAAAUGAUGCAGAGGCACCAAAUAAGGCAUGCAGUUUUGUCAAUGGAAGAUGGAGGUCAGCUGAUGGUAAUGACUAUUUAUGUGGCUCUUGUCAAAGUCACGAUAAGCCGAGCAGCCCUGGCAAGUUUGGUUCUCGUGGGUUUGAGAAGCCACAAGAACCUGAACCGUUUUGGAGUGGACAGGAAACCAAUACAGUGUGGGAAAAGGCGGCAAGAGUGGGUCCGAUGAUUGUCUUGCCAGCCAAGCAGAACAGUGGGCCAGUACCUGUGGCGGCGCUUCCUCUUGGUCUGAAUAAAAUCAGCAGAUCUUCACUGUUUGGCAAUAGGAAUUAAUGACAAAGUUGGUGAGUUAACUUUGUUUGGCCCAUAUGUUAAAAAUACUUAAGCACUCAAAACAGUUAUUCUGUCUUAAAAAAAAUGCAUUUCUAUUCUAGCUGAUGAGAGACUUCUUCUUGGUUCAUAAUCUACACAAAUGGAAAACCGCAUGUCAACCCUCGACUGUUCAGUUUACUGUGAAUAUGACCAACAUGUCAACUGCAACCAAAAAUGCCUUGUCAGAUACAAAUGACUCAAGUAUAAUAAACAAUUGCUUUUUAAAUGUAUUCUUGUUGAUGUGUAGUUUGCCUGUAAUGCACAAAGAGAACUGGACUGGAUUUUUAACCAGCUAAAUACCCUUUUAAGUUAAAAAGGUUUAACCCUCCUGUUAUAUAAAGAAUCUUGGCGUUAUCUUUGAUCGGGACUUGUCCUUUAACUCCCACAUAAAGCAAAUCUCAAGGACUGCAUUCUUUCAUCUACGUAAUAUUUCAAAAAUCAGGCACAUCUUGUCUCAAAAAGAUGCAGAAAAAUUCGUUCACGCAUUCGUUACUUCGAGACUGGAUUACUGCAACUCCUUAUCAGGCUGCUCUAAUAAAUCUCUUAGGUCCCUCCAGUUGAUCCAGAAUGCUGCAGCUCGUGUUCUCACUAAAACUAAGAAAAGAGAUCACAUCACUCCUGCACUAGCUGCUCUGCACUGGCUCCCAGUAAAAUCAAGAAUCACUUUUAAAAUUCUUCUCUUAACCUACAAAGCCUUGAUUGGUGAUGCACCAUCAUAUCUUAAGGAGCUUGUAGUACCAUAUUGCCCCACUAGAGAGCUACGCUCACUAAAUGCGGGACUACUUGUAGUUCCUAGAGUCUUAAAAAGUAGAAUGGGAGCCAGAGCCUUUAGUUAUCAAGCUCCUCUUUUAUGGAACCAGCUUCCAAUUUCAGUCCGGGAGGCAGACACAGUCACCUCGUUUAAGAGUAGACUGAAGACUUUCCUCUUUGACAGAGCUUAUAGUUAGGGCUGAAUCAGGUUCACCUGGUCCAGCCCCUUGAUAUGCUGCUAUAGGCCUAUAGCUGCCGGGGGACGUUUUAGGAUGCACUGAGUACCUAUCUCCUCUUUUUUUCUCUCCGUAAGGAUGAAUUUUCAUCUCUCAAUCACACAUUACUAACUCUGCGUUCUCCCCGGAGUCCUUUUGACUUCACGUCUCAUGGGGUCAUCGGACCCUAUGAGACGGCAUAGAUCCUAUCUGCCUGAUGGAUCAUCGAGGUCUGGGUCGUGGAAUUCCUGCUCCUGACUGCGCCACUGUCCUGUUGAGACUCCGCCCACUGUUGAGACUCCGCCCACUCCUCCUCCCCACCGCCAUCUGCCUGAUGGAUCGUGGAGGUCUCCAUCGUGGAAUAUGCCUACUAUGAACUAUUCAUACACUGUCAUAUUCAUUGAAUGUAUUUUAACUCAAUCUGUCCUUCUGUACACAUUACAUCUAUUGCAUCUGUCCAUCCUGGAGAGGGAUCCUCCUCUGUUGCUCUCCUGAAGGUUUCUUCCCUUUUUUUAUCCCCCUGAAGGGUUAUUUGGGAGUUUUUCCUGGUCCGAUGUGAGGUUUUGGGGCAGGGAUGUCUGUGUACAGAUUGUAAAGCACUCCGAGACAAAUUUGUGAAAUUGGGCUAUACAAAUAAACUGAAUUGAAUAUUUGUUUCUUGCAUACAGCUAUGAUGUUCCUGGGUCAAUUUGACCCGGUUAAUGUUGAAUCACCCAAAAGUGGUCAGAAACCAAAAAAUCCUGAACUAUAGUUUAUACCUCAUCACCAUGUCAUAACGAACAAAUUAGAUUUUAGUGGAAUUUAGUUAUUCACCCCUUCAUCAAUCAGAAGAACUCGCUCGUUUUAAUGAGAAAUGCAUGUUCAAACUUUUUUAGGUACAUUGAAAAAAAUCAAAAUUGCAUUUGUCUACAAUAACAUAUUUCGCAAUUUAAAUUGUAUUUUGUAAGUUUAUUUUUAAAUGGGGUGACGCCUGUCAUAUACGCGGUCAUAAUGACCCGCUCACUCAAAAUCAAGCCAAAUGAGUCAAAGGAUUUGUAUUUAAAGUAAACUUUAGUUAUGUUUAUCGUGUAAAGAUCAGUGGCGGGCCGUGGGCCUGGGGCCUGGGCCUUCAGUGAGGUCCUACACAGUCCCACCCGAAUUAAUCCACCUCUUAUUCCUCUCAUUAUGAUGCCAUGGCUCUAGACCAGGGCUGCUCAAUACCUCGAUCGCGGCGUAGUAUUGGUAGAUCGCAUGACAUUAAAAAAAAUUGGCCCGCCCCCGUCAUUUUCUCUAUAGCACGUCUUUGUUCAUUUAUUAAACUAAACAGCCGUCUGAUGUUGAUCGUAUCUACACAACAGCAUGUCAUUUCUCUCGGCUCUCCGUCCCGAUGCGCGCUGCAGAAUGCGCGCAUCGGGACGGAGAAAAAGAAGAAGAAAAAAGUCACUUGCACUAGUUUGUUCACUAAACAGGGCAUUGUCGCACCCAAAGCAGAUUUCAAGUAUAUGCUCGACCAAAUCGACAUCUUCUCCUCCUUCCGCCAUUGUGGGUUGAAAAAACAGCUUUGUAGUCCGCGAAUUAAUUCCUUUAUCAAAUUCAGUUUCCUAGUUCUGAGGUUCUGCAUUUACCUGCCCAUAGGCCCCGCCUCUCAAUAUUGGUAAUCCAAUCAAAAGACGUGCAGCACUCGGCCUGCUAGCUGGCUCCUGUGCCGGUUCCGGGGCCUUCUAGAAGGCCUACAGGAGCGAACUCUAAAGCUGAUUGGUUGACACAACAUCGUCAUUCCCAUUCACUUGAAGCUACCAGCGCCCGCAAUGUUGAUUCUGAAGGCCUAAGGGCAGAUUUUAGCCCCCUGGCAACACACGAUGGCUGAAUAUGAUUGGAUAAAAGAUCGAACAUAAAGACCAGCCCUCCAAAUCUCAACCUGGCGCUGGCAGCAGCGCAACCAAGAGGAACGCUAUGAAAUUAAGAGAAUAACUCUUACUCUGGGGAAUCAUUGAAUACAUAUUUGUGGGAAAAUAUAUUUAGAAAAAAAUAUAUAUUCUGAUGAUGUUUAGGCCAGCAGAGAAGGCCUUGCUGGC
This is a messenger RNA of Pseudoliparis swirei, 4481 nucleotides long. Its product is annotated as zona pellucida sperm-binding protein 3-like. Gene Ontology annotation, cellular component: extracellular matrix. The record is from RefSeq and is a predicted model, not a curated record. The transcript is spliced from 8 exons. Gene Ontology annotation, biological process: positive regulation of acrosome reaction; egg coat formation; binding of sperm to zona pellucida. Bases 170 to 1423 code for a protein of 417 amino acids. Gene Ontology annotation, molecular function: acrosin binding. NCBI's taxonomy places the organism in Eukaryota, Metazoa, Chordata, Actinopteri, Perciformes, Liparidae.